AUGGUCCAGCAACAUGAGGCCCCAUUGCGCUUUGCCCAAGGCAGUCAACAUGCUGACCUCGCCGUACCGGAUCAAGAUAAUAUCGAGAGCUUACUGGCAGGCGACGAUAAGGUCAGAGUAGCAGGAGUCGAUGCAGAUGGUAUUCUUCGUGGUAAGAUCAUGGACAAGGACAAGUUCUUGUCUAGCGUUACCACAGGAUUUGGGAUGAGCUCCGCCAUAUUCGCAUGGGACAUUCACGACGUUCUAUUCACAACCGAUACGAAGAUUGCAACCAGUGAAGAUGGCUUUGCCGACUUCGUUGCGUACCCCGACCUCCAAUCGUUUAGGAGGUUGCCCUCGGAGGACAACAUCCCCUUCUUUCUUUUGCGGUUCUGUGUAAACGACAAGCCAGUAUUCGCGUGCCCAAGAAGCAUGAUCGGCCAGCUUUGUGACAAGUUGGAAGCAGCUGGCUGUAAGGCACUUGCCGGAGUUGAGCUCGAGUUCAUGAACUUCCAAACACCCUCCGAAGAUGGAUAUGGAGCGCCGGAGGGAAGACGAAAUCUGGCCGUGUUCCUUGAGAAGAACACGCCAGGAUCAUUACGUCCUCUGACCUCAGGCAUGUUUGGAUAUAGUACAUCUCGUCCCGUUGCCUCUAAGAGAUACUUCCACGAUAUCUUUGACUUCAAUAAGAAAGCGAACUGUACUCUUGAAGGUUGGCACACAGAGAGCGGCCCUGGAGUUUUCGAAGCUGCACUGAAAGUCAGUCCGAUAGAUCAAAUGGCCGACAAAGUCUCCAUUUUCAAGUUGAUCACCAAAUCAUUAGGCAUCGAGCAUGGAGUCACACCAUGCUUCCUCGCUAAGCCUACCCAAGGACUACCCGGAAACUCUGGUCACAUCCACAUCUCCCUCACCGACCUGGAUGGCAAGAACAUCUUCGCCCGUGAAGGCCCUCCAGACGCAGCUGCGACGUGGACCGAUAUUGCCCAGUUAUCUGAUCUCGGCCGACACUUCCUCGCGGGUAUUCUCAUAGCACUACCAGACAUCAUGCCUCUUCUGGCGCCUUCCAUCAACUCGUACAAGCGCCUGGUAGAGAAUUACUGGGCUCCUGUCGACAUCACCUGGGGCCUCGAGGACCGUCUUGCAAGCGUGCGCCUUAUCGCUCCACCAGUAUGCAAACCUUCGGCAACUCGAUUCGAAGUUCGCAUUCCGGGAGCUGACUUGCAUCCGCACUACGCGCUUACUUCCAUAGUGGCUGCCGGAUGGCGCGGAGUCGAGAAGAAACUGGACAUACCUGUUCCACCAGCCAAGAUACAGCGUAGAAAUGGCAGGCCAGAGUUGCUUCCGAAUUCCUUGCAUGAUGCGACAAUCAGAUUCAAAUCUUCAGAGAGCUUGGCGAGGGAGCUCUUUGGUAAUGAUUUCGUCGACUUCUACGCGGCUACUAGGGAGCAUGAACUGAGGGUUUGGAAGGAGGCAGUCACGGACUGGUAA
Molecule: messenger RNA, 1467 nt
Organism: Colletotrichum karsti
Lineage: Eukaryota; Fungi; Ascomycota; Sordariomycetes; Glomerellales; Glomerellaceae
Product: glutamine synthetase
Exons: 4
Coding region: 1-1467 (488 amino acids)
Molecular function (GO): glutamine synthetase activity
Source: RefSeq, a predicted model, not a curated record